Molecule: messenger RNA, 1347 nt
Organism: Loxodonta africana (African savanna elephant)
Lineage: Eukaryota; Metazoa; Chordata; Mammalia; Proboscidea; Elephantidae
Product: ubiquitin-conjugating enzyme E2 D2-like
Exons: 1
Coding region: 287-730 (147 amino acids)
Biological process (GO): protein polyubiquitination
Cellular component (GO): nucleus
Molecular function (GO): ubiquitin conjugating enzyme activity
Source: RefSeq, a predicted model, not a curated record
ACUUGGCUUCCAAACAGCGGGGUCUCCAGACAGAGCAGCGGCCUCGAGCCACGGGUUCCCAGUCCCUCAGGUCAGGUGGAGCGCCCUUUUUCUUCCACCCUCUCCUUCCCUCCUCUCCGUCACCGUCCGCCUCCGCCGGCGCCCCCCUCAACGCCCAUUCCAGACCGCAGAUCUCCGAUCCGCCAGCUCCUCCGGUCACCUGUCCUGCUGCCUUGCUACCACCGGGGCCGCCCUCUACCUGGUGUCAUACCCUGCGCCAGAGACUGGCCACCACGCCUUGCUGACCAUGGCUCUAAAGCGCAUCCACAAGGAGCUCCUCGACCUGAACCCAGAUCCCCCACCCCAGUGCUCGGCAGGUCCGGUGGGGGACGACAUGUUCCACUGGCAAGCGACCAUCAUGGGGCCAAACGACAGCCCCUACCAAGGAGGAGUCUUCUUCCCCUCGGUCCAAUUUCCUGCCGACUACCGGUUCAGACCGCCCAAGAUCGCCUUCACUACCAGAAUUUACCAUCCUAACAUUAACAGAAAUGGUAGUAUCUGUUUCGAUAUUGUGCAGUCUGAGUGGUCGCCAGCACUCACCAUCUCAAAAGUGCUGUUAUCCAUCUGCUCUAUGCUGUGCGACCCCAACCCAGACGAUCCUUUGGUUCCCGAAAUUGCGAAGAUCUACAAGAAGGACAGGAAGAAGUAUGACAGAAUAGCUCGGGAAUGGACUCAGAAAUAUGCGAUGUAACUUUAAAAUAAAAACUAAGGUCAUCACCUUAAUAACACCUUAAUAAUAAAGAUGAGGAAAUAGCAGUUGAACUGGUUGAGUUUUGACUCCUUUCUACGAAGCGCCAUUGUCUCACUUUUCCUUCUGAGCAUGUACGUUCACCUUUCAUGUCAGGGUUUGUGGGUGCGAGAUACAGAGACCAAUUUUAACCUAGUAUAGGGUCGCUAUGAGUCCAAAUCGACUGGACGGCAACUGGUUAGAGUUGGAAAACAAGCGAGAACAAAGAGCUGGUCACUUAAGAUGAGGACAGUAGUUUCCGCAUCACGUGGAUUUUUCUUUUUUUCAGUGUGGAGUCUUUUAGAACUAACAACAGUUGUGAAAAGCUAGGUAAAGAUUACAAAGCUAGUUAAGUAUUCAUUUCAUUCUGAAGAACUUGUGUCUUCAAGGGUUUUUUUUUUCCUAUUUUUACCAAGAAGAUUAAAAUUAAUGCAUAUCUUCUUUUUUAAGUUUAAGGCUUAAGUGGCCAAAAAUGAAAUACAUUAGGAGUUGUAAGAAAAUAAACUGUGAUGUGUUUUGCUCCUAUUUUUUCUCUACUUUUCACCCCUUCCAUCUCCAUUCUUUUGGGACACUCUGCUUCU